This is a messenger RNA of Chrysoperla carnea, 1578 nucleotides long. RefSeq names its product phenylalanine--tRNA ligase alpha subunit (gene alpha-PheRS). Gene Ontology annotation, molecular function: tRNA binding; ATP binding; phenylalanine-tRNA ligase activity. The record is from RefSeq and is a predicted model, not a curated record. Gene Ontology annotation, cellular component: cytoplasm; phenylalanine-tRNA ligase complex; cytosol. Gene Ontology annotation, biological process: phenylalanyl-tRNA aminoacylation. Bases 63 to 1550 code for a protein of 495 amino acids. Lineage: Eukaryota; Metazoa; Arthropoda; Insecta; Neuroptera; Chrysopidae. The transcript is spliced from 3 exons.
CGUAUGACAGUAAUCACAAAUGAAUUUUAUGGUUAAGUUUUAAGCAGCCGGGAUACAAAAAUAUGGCAUUAGAUUUAACAGAAAAAAUAUUGCAUCACUUAAACAAAGUGAAUCAAGUUGAUACACUAGACUUAGCACAAUUGUUUAAAGAGGAUCAUCAAAAAGUUAUCGGUGCUUUAAAAAGUAUUCAAGCUAACGGUGACUUAGUGAAUGCCGAACCACAGACUCAUAAAAGAUGGGAGCUAAGUGGAGAAGGAAAAGAAGUAGUUGAAAAAGGAAGCCAUGAAGCCGUUGUAUAUUAUUCCUUGCCGGACGAUGGAAUGCCUCAAUCAGAAUUAAUGAAAGCGUCACCAAAUGCAAAAGUUGGUUUUAGUAAAGCAAUGUCAUUAGGAUGGGUUCAAGUCGAUAAAGCAUCAGGAACACCCAUUGUCAAGAAAAAAUGUGAUACAAUCGAUGAUACGGUACAAAAAAAUUUAAAAUUAAUUAUUGAAAAUAAGGACAAUGCAAUUCCUGAUAAGGAGAAACAAGAAUAUAAAAAACGUAAACUACUACAAGAAAUUGUUAUAAAAUCAUUUUUAUUAACAAAAGGUAAAGAAUUUGCUACGGAAUUGAAGAAAUUUGAAGCGGAUUUGACAACGGAAAUGUUAUUAAAUGGAUCUUGGAAAAAUUUAAGUUUUAAGGCAUAUAAUUUAGAUGCUUUAGGAGUACCACCUGAGGGUGGAUAUUUGCAUCCACUUUUGAAAGUACGUACUGAAUUUCGACAAAUUUUCUUAGAAAUGGGAUUUUCUGAAAUGCCAACGAACAAUUUUGUUGAAAAUUCGUUUUGGAAUUUUGAUGCUUUGUUUCAACCUCAACAACAUCCAGCUCGAGAUGCGCAUGAUACAUUUUUCAUAUCCGAUCCAAAAUUGUCAACAAAAUUUCCUGAAGAUUAUUUAAAACGAGUAAAACAUGUCCAUUCGCAUGGUGGAUACGGUUCACAAGGAUAUGGUUAUAAUUGGAAACUUGGAGAAGCUCAGAAAAAUUUGCUACGAACACAUACCACAGCAUGCAGUGCUCGAAUGUUAUACCAAUUAGCGCAACAAAAAGAAUUCAAACCAGUAAAAUAUUUCAGUAUCGAUCGUGUAUUUCGUAAUGAAACCUUAGAUGCUACACAUUUAGCGGAGUUUCAUCAAGUUGAAGGUGUAAUUGCAGAUUAUAAUCUAAACUUGGGUCACUUAAUUGGUGUUUUGUAUGAGUUCUUCAAUAAAUUAGGUAUUACGCAAUUAAAAUUCAAGCCAGCAUAUAAUCCGUACACUGAACCUAGCAUGGAAAUAUUUUGUUAUCAUCCUGGUUUAAAAAAAUGGAUUGAAGUUGGUAAUUCAGGUAUGUUCCGUCCGGAAAUGUUGUUACCAAUGGGUUUACCGAAUAAAGUUCGUGUAAUUGCAUGGGGAUUAUCGUUAGAACGACCGACAAUGGUGAAAUAUGGUUAUAAUAAUAUUCGUGAUUUAGUUGGACCUAAAGUAGAUUUACAAAUGGUGCAGAAUACUCCGAUUUGUCGGUUAGAUAAAUAGUUAUCUAUCAUUUUUAUAUUAUAAUUGU